Molecule: messenger RNA, 3371 nt
Organism: Daphnia pulex (common water flea)
Lineage: Eukaryota; Metazoa; Arthropoda; Branchiopoda; Diplostraca; Daphniidae
Product: hemocyte protein-glutamine gamma-glutamyltransferase-like
Exons: 20
Coding region: 229-3051 (940 amino acids)
Biological process (GO): peptide cross-linking
Molecular function (GO): protein-glutamine gamma-glutamyltransferase activity
Source: RefSeq, a predicted model, not a curated record
AUGAAUUCGUGUUGGUUUUGCAUUAGCUGCGUAAACACGUCGUUGGAUCGCGGGAACGUCGAGUUAAAUACCCAAUUCAGCCUAUCCGUCUCUUUUUGAGUUGAGACAUUUGUGCUGUAGACCUGUCUUCCCCAAAAAGGUAGACACGUUUGUUAAACCACGGGCUCCGGUCUGUCUUGCUGCGUCCUCUCUGAUUUUGACCAAAGAAACCAAUUUGAUCUUGGCGCAAUGAGUUCUUCAUCAUUGAAUCAACCCGGAUCUCCAGGCAUGUUGCGUCGUUCGAACAUGACUCAACAAGGAUCACCAGUUAUGUUGCAUCGUUCAAUGAGCAAUUCCGGUUUGAACAACUUGGCCCAUUCGUCGAGCUUCGUUCGCCGUAACAACGAUCGCGAUGGAAUGGGUAACAACGCCGGAGUCAGUCCCGGUGGCAGCAACGCCGCUUACCGCGCCUCAUUGGUCUCGCACUACGCCGAAGAUUUGGACAGACGUCGUCGCGCUGAACGAGCUGUCGAAGAGAUUCGUACCGAUGGAAUGCCAUCCGAUAACCUGAAGAUCGAAUCUGUUGAGCUGUUCUCACGAGACAACGCCCGAGAACAUCGCACUGAUCGCUACGAGAUGGUUUUCGACAACGGCCGCGACAUUGGAUCUCCAUCAUCCAUGGCUAUGUCCAGGUCCGUGACAAAUAUGGCUUCCAUGUCUUCGAUGUCACCAAUGUCCCCAAUGUUGUCGAUGGACUACCGUUCAUCUUCUUCACCGUCGACUACCGUUCUCCGUCGUGGCCAGCCUUUCUUCAUGGCUAUCCGCAUGAAGGAUCGUAACUUUGAUCCACGCCGUGACAUCUUGCGGGCAUCGUUUACUUUUGGACCCAAUCCUCAAGUGACCAAGGGAACCAAAGUCGUUUUGCCUUUCCGCAUGAAUCAGCGCGAAUUCAGUCGGGCCCCGCAAAAGUGGGACAUGCGUCUCCAUCAACAGGAGGGUUUCAACAUCACUUUCCAAGUUCACAUCCCCGCCAACGCGCUCGUCGGAUUAUGGCGAGUGAAUAUUGAAACGACGACAACGACACCCGGUGCGCGCGUUGACGAAUUCCGUUUCAAGGAUGACAUUUACAUCUUGUUCAACCCCUUCUGCCGAGACGACCCAGUUUACUUGGACAACGAGGAGCUUCGCAGGGAGUAUCUCAUGAACGAGACUGGCAAGGUCUUUGUAGGCACUCACCAUCGCCCGAAAGGACGCCGUUGGGUCUACGGACAGUUCUCCGACGUUGCUCUGCCAGCUGCCCAACUUUUGCUUGAACAGUCUGGUCUCAACCCGACCGAGAGAGGCAACCCUGUCCAAGUCGUCCGCGCCAUUGCUUCCAUCAUUAACGCCAACGAAGGCUUUGGAUUAUUGGAAGGCAAAUGGGAAGGCUCGUUCGAAGAUGGUGUUUGCCCGUGGGUGUGGACUGGAAGCAACAAAAUCUUCGAGCACUACUUGCGCAACGGAUCCAAGCCAGUCAAAUACGGACAAUGCUGGGUGUUUGCCGCCGUGGCCACUUCCAUCUUCCGCGCUUUGGGUAUUCCAUCUCGUCCCGUGACCAAUUUCGUUUCCGCACGUGAUACCAACCACACCCUGUCCGUCGACAAGUACUUUGACAUCUUUGGCGAUGAGAUGAAAGGUGGCCCAGAUGGCGACAAUCAGGAUGCCGUUUGGAACUUCCACGCUUGGACUGAAGUUUGGAUGUCACGACCUGAUCUCCAAGCCAAUUGCAAUGGAUGGCAGGCUAUUGAUCCCACUCCCCCUCCUCAUUUCUGGCAGAAGAACACGGGAGUAGAUCAAAAGAGCCGUGGACCGUUGGCCGUUGAAGCUUUCCGUCGUGGACCCUCUUCCGUCGAGUCGGUUCGUCGUGGCGAAGUUGGAUUCGCUUUCGACACGCCAUAUCUGUUUGCUGAGGUCAACGCUGAAGUGAGUCACUUCCAGGAAGACGAGACUUCACACUGGGGAUACAGGAAAAUUCACGUCAACAACUACCAGGUCGGCCGCAUGAUCUUAACCAAGCGACCGGGAGCGGACGAUGACGUCAGCGACGCCGACGCAGAAGAUAUCACGAGUCUUUACAAGAACCCUGAUGGCAUGUCCCGCUACCAGAAGCAAGGCGAUUUCAACUGUCACUUCAAUCAGGGAAUGUCGUCACCCUAUCUGGAAAGGAGAGAUAUGAAUAUGAGGGAUAGAGAUAACAAUAGGGAUAUGAUGCACUACCCUGGAACAUCUGUGCGUCGAUUGAGUUCAGUCGAUAUCGCUCGCAAACCCUGGUAUGAUGAAUCACGUCAUCCUACCGAUUCCGGUAGCUCUGCAGCGGAACGCGUCUCAGCCAUGAACGCAUCUCGCAGUGUUGAACGAACUCAGCCGAUGUUUGACAACCGACCAGUCAACGAAGAUGUUUACUUUGACUUGAUCGAGCAAGAAAAAGUUGCCUGGGGACAGCCUUUCAAUCUCCAAGUUCUUGUCCAGAAUCGUUCACAAGAAAUGAGAACCAUCACGACGAUCCUAUCUGCAAACUCCGUUUAUUACACCGGAGUUACUGCGCGUCGUCUUGGUCGCAGCGAUCGUCAGUUUGUUCUUCAACCUGGAGGCCGAGAAACUCUGCAAGUCCGCAUCAGCUGGGACGAAUAUCGCGACAAAAUUGUCGACUAUGGCCAUAUCAAGAUCUUUGCCAUGGCUUCUGUGCAAGAGACUAAGCAGUCGUGGAGCGAAGAAGAUGACUUCCAGCUGGAGAAACCCAAGUUGGAUGUCCAGAUCCGAGGAAACCCGCAGGUGGGUCAGGAUUGCUUCGCUACGUUCAGCUUCAUGAACCCAGUGUCAGUUACUCUGACAGAGUGCGAGUUCACAUUCGAAGGACCCGGCCUUGUUCGCCCACAAACUGUGAAAUACCGUGACGUGAAACCGGGAGAGAUGAUCAGUUUCGCCCAAAAGUUCAUUCCUCGAUUCAACGGUGAGCGCAAAUUGGUUGCCACUUUCAACUCUCGCGAAUUGGGCGACAUUGUUGGCUCUCGUCCGAUUCACGUUCGUGACUGAGAUAUUUCUCAUCGAAGCAACCCGACUACCACGUAAACUCCUUCGACAUGACAAUCUGGACCUUGAAACGGACUUGGACUUGCCCAUGGAAAAGUGUUGCAAAUUAGUCAAGUAACUCUCGUUUUCUCUGCACUUUUUACAACUCUAUUUCAUUUACAUAUUAUAAACCCAAAAAUGAACCAUUUGCGUUAUUAUUGUAUCCAAUUUAACCACUCUUCUUAUGCUCCUCUUCUUACUGAUGGUGUUGGUUUACUGCUAAUCUUCUUAUAUACUUUCUGGGUGAUGGUUUUAGUCAACCAGAAUAAAUUUCAUCAAUCAGA